AUGAUCGAGGUUCUGUAUAGUGGCACGCCCUCGAUGGAGGGGUCAAGAUCGCCUUUCACAAGGGAGGAGCACAGAACGAAUCAAACCAGUCUUCCCAAGGGUGGUAAGCGCGCGCCGCGCCGGUCCCAAACCCAGCACGAGUACUUCCCCCCACAGUCUCCCGGCUUUACGCUCUAUACUAUUCCACAACCACCUCCCAUUCCUGAAAGCAAACCCCAGACGCCAUCGGAACCCUCGCAGGAGCCAGCCCAGAAAGCGGUGGAACAGACGCGACCGCCGGCGAGGCGACCGCCACUCGGCCCUCCGCGGCGGUCCUACUCGGUCACCGACCAGCAGCCCAUUCCACGCCGCCACAAGCCGACGGUCAGGCUUGCACUCACAGACUUACCGCCCGAACUCCAUUUUGUCAUGUUCGAAUUCCUCGACCCCAUCGACAGCACCUGCUUCGGCCUGACCAACAAGCACUUCUACGCCAUCCACCGCCGGCUCCACGGUACCGUUUCCCUCACCGCCCGCCGGAACGGGCCGAACGAGCUUGAGUGGGCGUGGCAUCUCGCAGGAAAUGUUGUUUCCCCGAGCUCAUUCGUGGCUGUCGGUAGCAAGGACGCGCUAUCCAAGCUGCGGGUGCGCGGGCAAGGGUACUGCCGCAUGUGCGGCGUUACGAAAUGCCAGCUUCAUAAACACAUUCAAGAGUGGAUGGGCGAGGGCCGCGAGUACUGCUCGGUUACGCAAAAGUAUGGGCCCGUGGCGCCCGAGGGUUCCAAGUCGUAUUGCUAUAUGAGCAAGCCGGGUGACAAGCGCAGGCACCUCAGUGCGUUGUGGUGCUCCAAGGUUGAUGACGCAGCACCUGCUCUCUGGGUCACCUUCUGA
This is a messenger RNA of Chaetomium globosum CBS 148.51, 870 nucleotides long. RefSeq lists its product as uncharacterized. The transcript has 2 exons. Bases 1 to 870 code for a protein of 289 amino acids. The record is from RefSeq and is a predicted model, not a curated record. Lineage: Eukaryota; Fungi; Ascomycota; Sordariomycetes; Sordariales; Chaetomiaceae. Gene Ontology annotation, molecular function: protein binding.